AUGAGGUGGAUACUGCUGCAGCUCGCCGUGUUUCUCUCGCUGGCGGCGAUGGCAGCCGCCUCGCCUGCCUACGCUGAGAAGCAUGGCCUCGCCCAUCCCGCGGCACAGGCUCCUCGACAGAGGCACCGCAAGCAGCGCGGUCGCUCGACUCCCAAGGGCGGCAAGCAUGGCCAUUCGACGCCACAGAAGCGUGCCAUCGUCCCCUCUGAGCUCGGACAGCUGGGCCACCUGGCCGAAGAGAUGUGGGUCAAGGUCAACCCGGGCAAGGUGGCCAACAUGGCCGGCGCCGAGGUGCGCGCCGGCGAGAACCUGGCCGGCAGCACGGCGGCGCACACGGCGCAGCUCGAGCACUCGGUGGCUCAAUCGACGCUGGCCUCGCAGGAACACGCGAUGGCGACACAGGCCUACCUGCGCGAGCAGAGCGAGACGCUGAAACGCGUCAACCAGCAGCUGGCCCAGGUCGAGGCCAAGCUCGGACAGACCGAGGGCCACCUUGCCGCCGGUGCGCCCGGAAGGCCGCCGCUGAUCAAUGCCAACGACGUCGACCCGCUGCACCAGAAGAAGAAGAGCCACAAGAUGCGCAACAUCGCCCUGGCCAGCGGCGGUGCCGUCGCCGCUUGGUGGACGUGGAAGCACUUUUUCGACGCCAAGCCAAAGACGCUCGAGGGUCAGCAGCCCCCCUACGCCGAGGGCGGAUCGCAGGACCCCUCUGUGGGCGGUGGAGCCACCCCGGAUGCCGGUGCCGGUGCCGAUGCCGGUGCUGGUGCUGGUGCUAGUGCUGGUGCUGAUGCUGGUGCUGGUGCUGGUGCUGGUGCUGGUGCUGGUGCUGGUGCUGGUGCUGGUGCCGCAGCCGCGCAGUCGCCGCCGCAAGUCAUCCCGAUCGGCAGGACUAGCCCGUUCACGGGCGGCCAGGUUGGACUCAUCUCGGGUACCGACCAGCUCGUCGACAUGGACAACAAGUGGUGGCUCAACAGCGAUGGCUGCCCUACCGGCUCAGAGGCCAGGUGCGCCCAGGCCCUCGCUCAGCACCAGGCUCAGGCCAACCCCGCCGCCAACCCUGCCACCAACUCGGCUGCGAGCCAAGCUUUCAGCCCGGCCGGUGCCGUCAGCCCCGCUCCCGACCCUGGCUACCAGUCUACGCAGGCACCGACGGAUCCUAGCCUCAACGGUGGCCAAGGUGCUGGUCUCGGCGCUGGUUCCGCCGGUACCGGUGCUGUUGUCGGUGCCGCUGGCCCCGUCGCUGGCGCAGCUGUCCAGCCUGGAUCUGGCUCCCAGGGCCUAUCGGAUGGAAGCGGCAGCGUGGGCGGCGCUGGUCUCGGCGUCAGUGCCAGCGGCUCUAACGAUGCGGCUGGAGGCGGCACCACUGGCAUCACUGGCGGCCAGGGUGGCACCGGUGCCGGCAGCGUCGGCAACGCCAACGCCAACGCCAACGUCAAGCGCAAGCGAUCGAUGCCAGUCGAUCUGGGCAAGCGCGAGCCUGCCGGCCCGCCGAUGGGACCAAUGUUCACCGAGGCGGCUGGCAAGCUCGUCGGCGAGGUGGGCGAGAGCUCGCACGGUGUUUCGCAGCAGGCCGCCCGCUUCAUGGCCAAGGACGCGACCGCUCCUCCGAGCCACGUCGGACCUUCGAACGGCAUCGACCUCAACUCGAACACCUUCUCUGCCUUCCACGGCCAGGAUGGUUUCAGCCCUCGCCCGCAGCAGCCCGCCGUCGCCUACCCGUACAGUGCAGAGGACCAGGCAUCCCGCAUCCGGAUCCAGCAGACGCUCGAUGCAAACACGCGCAUCAUGGAGCAGCACACGGCCAACGUCCGCGCCGAGACGUACAGGCUGCAGCAGCUGGGUGCUGCGUUCGACGCGCGCCGCUCGGACGUGGGCCAGCUCGAGAACAAGGUCGAAGCCAUGAUGCCGCAGCUGCAGGAGGCGCUCGGCAAGAUCAACAAGAUGAACCCGCCCAAGGGCUACCUGAUCAAGACGCGCACCCAGCUCAUCAUGGACGGACUCGUCCUCACCUGCCUCGGCUUCUUUGCGCUCAAGAGCUUCAACAACUGGAGGCACAGCGGUACCCCUCCCCAACAGCAGCCCGCGCCCGGGGAUGCCGCUGGUGGCCUCGAUGGCUACGGAGCAGGUGCUGGCCUCGGCACCGGUGGCGGUGGCGGUGGAGGUCAAGACGCAUACGACAAGUACGAUUUCCACCUGGUCGAUCGGUGCUCGACCAAGUCCGGGGCACAGCUCUUUGAGGACGGAACGGGCAUGCUCUGGGACCCCGACACCGUCGCGCCCAUCCCCGAGUCGCAGACCAAGAAGUGCUCCGGCGGCGAAGCCGGCGUCGGAGCUGCCUCGCUGUCCGACGACGGCCUCGAGUCUGACCCGCGGGGCGAUGACGCUCUCGAAGGCGGCGAUGACCUUGGCGGCGGCGCCGCCGGCGGCGCUUCCGGAUCCGGCGCUGGUGUCGCCAGCGGAUACGGUGGUGCUGGUGCUGGUGCUGGUGCUGGUGUCGGUGCCGGUGCCGGUGCCGGUGCCGGUGCUGGUGAGAGUGCAGCUGCUGGCGGCGCUGGACCGGCUGGUGGUGCUGCCGGACUCAAGAAGAAGCGAUCGAUCCACAUGGCCGAGGACAAGCGCGCAGACGACAUGCCCUCAUACGUCUCCAGCCUGGCACGACGAAGCACGGGCGCGUCAGCCUCGCUGCGACCGACCAAACGCCAGUGGUGGCUGAUGGGCGGUCUGACGGGGGCGAUGGCGGCGGACUGGGUGUUGAACAAGGCCAAGCAACGGCACCAGCAGCUGGAGAACAAGAGCAAGGAGGCGCAGCUGGCGCAGCCGGCGUCGCAGAGCGCCGCUGCUGCGCUGGCGGGCACGCAGAUUGGGACGGGCGGGGUCGGGCAGGUAAUGAACCCGCUCACGGGCAAUGCCGUCGCCAUUGAUCCCACCACGGCCCAGGCCUACGAUACCGUCACGGGCGAGGUUGUCGAUCUCUCUGCGAUUCCGGGCCUGGGGCAGGGGCAGGAUCAGGACGAUGAUGGCGAAGGCGACGAGGAGAAGCAGGUGGGUGCCCAGCCUGGUCAGGAUGGUGCGGCUUCGGUGGUUCAGGCUGCCGGAGUGGCGCCGGUCCAGCAACAGCAAGCACAGCCGAUGCCGAUGCCGAUGCUGCAGCCGUCGCCGUCGCGAUACGUGUUCACGCCUCAGGCUGUUGCUCAGUCGCAGCCAAACCCUCAGCAGCAGCAAGCCGGCGUCGUCCUCAACCAGCCCGGAUUGUCAAGCCCUGCGCUAGCUCAGCCUCCAAUCCCUGGAUUCAACAUUGCGCCGGCUACAGCGCAAUUCACCUCUGGCACGCUCGCUGGGCAGGCUGGAGGAGGUGUGGGCCACCAGGCCUCGAACGUCAGCGGAGGAGCGGCAGUGGACGGUCAAGGCGCCAACGCAGUCGGAGGACGCGGAAGACGAUGA
Messenger RNA from Pseudozyma flocculosa PF-1, 3441 nucleotides. RefSeq lists its product as uncharacterized. The coding region runs from base 1 to 3441 and encodes 1146 amino acids. The record is from RefSeq and is a predicted model, not a curated record. The transcript is spliced from 3 exons. Lineage: Eukaryota; Fungi; Basidiomycota; Ustilaginomycetes; Ustilaginales; Ustilaginaceae.